This is a messenger RNA of Aspergillus alliaceus, 540 nucleotides long. RefSeq lists its product as uncharacterized. The record is from RefSeq and is a predicted model, not a curated record. Lineage: Eukaryota; Fungi; Ascomycota; Eurotiomycetes; Eurotiales; Aspergillaceae. The transcript has 5 exons. The coding region runs from base 1 to 540 and encodes 179 amino acids.
AUGGGAACAAGGACGGGGAAGGCAGGAAGCGUAAUGCUUAUGGAAAAAUUCAAAUUGACUUGGGCAAUCCUUGCGAUAGCUGUCUGCGAAGCGUUAGCUCACCCCAAUACUGCCAGAGAUGCUAGCAUGGUGCUGGAUUCUCCAAACUUUCCUGCUCCGGCCCUCGAGGGAACGGCUGCUCCGGGGAAACGGGCGUUAGAAAGUCUCAAGUGCGAUUUUUCGCAUGGACUCGCCUACAUUGAGCCAACUGCCGUAAACAUCGAUCAUUUGCGCGACGAGAAGGAUGCACACUGCCUGGCCCAAGCAGGGAAGUGUGCCCGUCUAUCCUAUCUUAACGAUUCAUCGAUAUGGUUCUGUAAUUAUAAUCUCAAUCACAUUUCUACAAAAUGUGAAAAUCUUAUAGAGCCUGCCCAGACUGUGUACCAAAGUUGUCGAAUCGCAUCUCGAUAUACGUACGGCUACCUUCGCAGCAAAAUCUGGAAUGGUACUGAAUCCGAGGCGGAUUACUACUUGUUACUUGGCCCGGAAUUACUCUCAUAA